Molecule: messenger RNA, 1083 nt
Organism: Thecamonas trahens ATCC 50062
Lineage: Eukaryota; Apusomonadida; Apusomonadidae
Exons: 1
Coding region: 12-989 (325 amino acids)
Cellular component (GO): catalytic step 2 spliceosome
Source: RefSeq, a predicted model, not a curated record
UCGGGUGGACAAUGUCGCGCAAGCGGAGCAGAGCUCAGGCUGAGACACAGGGACAGACCGUACUCGACGAGGGGACGUACCAGGCCGGCCUGGCCAACGCUGUCGAGGCCGAGUUCUUCCCGCAACUUCCACUGCUCCGGCUGCGGGCUCAACUCGCUGAGGCCGAAGAUGCUGGAGAUGCUCUGCGCGUCCGUGGCCUCCGGGCGGCCAUCGCUUCCCGGAGUAGAUCAUCGACCAGACAAGGUCUCAAGGCCGACUCGGGCUCGGGCUCGGGCUCGGGCUCGGGCUCCGACUCUGAUGACGACGGCGACGAGCGGAGCAGGGUGGCCAAGCGCGCACGCACACUGGGUGUCACCCGCUAUCUGGCUACAUACGUCUCUGAAGAUAAUGCAGCGUUUGAAGAGGCACACAUCGCGCCGAGAAGCACAUCAGGCGCGCCCGGCUCGUCACUGGCUAUGGUCCCGCUCGCCGGAAUGGGAUCCAGUGCGGUUGCGGGCGGGUUGCUAGAGAACGGCACGGCGCGACAGAGCGAUGACGACGGCACUGAGCCGCGCAUUCUCCCGGUCAACACCAACUUUAGCCAGCCACCGCCGCAGCCCGCAGCCGGUGCCCACGCCGCCGAGGAGACCAUGACUGUCGACGGUGUGUCGGUCCGCAUCGGGCGGUCAUCCAGCAAGUCCGGGCCGACGGUUAAUGGCUACUCGUUUGUGCGCGAGCCAAGCGCACCGCAGGCGGGUGGCGGAUACACCCUUCCGCCGGUGCGGCAGCGGGAGCGGGCGGCGGCAAAGAUCGGCGCCCGCUACGCGGCUGCGCGAGCACAACGCGAGGCGCAGGCAAAGCGAUUUUCGCGGUCGGCGACACCACUGGGCGCAGCACACGCGCUUCGACAUGGCACCCUUUCGCCGGCGCUACGGUCGGCGCUGGCGCGGUCAGGGACUCGGCUGAGAACACCGGCGCUGGCACGAUCAGCGAGCCGCGCCCCGCCGUAGCGGGUCGAACCCGAUCACGCGCGAAGAACUGUGCGUGGUGGGCGCUUGGUUGGCUGCCGGUCCGAGACUGUUGACAGAGUAAAGCCCGGCAGAG